AGCAGCAGCAGGGUGACCUUGUGCCCUUUGGAGUUUGACUCCUUUUAAAUGUUAACAGUUGUAGCCCACUAAGUGCUGGGCCCUGUGUAAGUCCUUCACCUGCAUUUUCUCAUUUCAUCCCCUGGAGUGUCGGGACCAUUAAUAACCCCAUUUUACAGAAGAGGAAACUGUGAAGUUGGGGUUACUCACCAAUUCUGUGUGUCCUGUGGUCUCUGAACCCAGCUUCACUAAGAAUACAAGCCAGGACAACUUAUUCCGCCUCCCCGAGUUUAACACACAGUAGGUGUUCAAUCAGUGCUCACUGGAUGAUGUCCCUGCAGAACAGCCUGCAAGGAGACCUCACCUGCCCUCCUCCCAUCGCUUUCCUCCCCAAGAUGUCUUCACUCCAACCUAUGAUCAUAAUAGCAGCUGCCACUUAUCGAGCACCUACUGCAUGCCAGGCUGUGGGAUCUGGUGCCAUUUACAAUUAGAUCGUGGUCCCCGUUUUACACAAAGGAAAUUGAAGCUCAGAGAGACUAAUGGGCCCAAGAUCGCACACCCACGUCUAUUUGGUACCCAAGAUUCUAACUAAGGACAUUGUCUCAGUGCCCCAUCAACCUGAUCUGCCCCAGCCAACCUCUGGUCGUACCUCCACAAACCAGGUUGUUCACUCCUUCAGCCUGACACCUUUGGUCACUUCCCCCAAAGGCCUCCUUUGAUUCUCAGUUCUUCUCAGGAACUCCUUUAAUUUCUAUCGCUAUGUACUCAUUACUAUCCUGUUACGCCGACGGCCCACCUACCCUCCCACACAUGCCCCAGGGGACUUCAGCGGAAAUAGUAGAGAUGAGGAAGAAGCAUAUCAAAUUUUUCCUCCCUAGCCCAGGUCUGCAGACCCUAGAUGCAGGUCUUGCUCUCCGCCAGGCGAAGUUCCAAGCGAGGCCACCGGAUGGCGCCCGGCUCGCUCGGGCAGAGCUUGCAGUAGAGACGUGCGGCCGCCAGAUGGCGGUCGAGGCCGCAGCUCCGCGGGCAGUACCCCGACAAGGCGAAACAGGGAGGGCCGGAAGGUCCCAGUGCGUUCCCGGGUGCCCCAGCACAAGUGACCUUGCCGCCGCAGCCUCCUGCCCGCGCCAUGACCCAGCCCAUGCCCCGGAUUUCUGUGCCCGCCGCGCUGGCCCUGGGCUCGGCCGCUCUGGGCGCUGCCUUCGCUACUGGCCUCUUCCUGGGGAGACGGUGCCCUCCAUGGCGAUCCCGGCGAGAGAAGCGCCUGCUGCCCCCUGAGGACAGCCCCCUGUGGCAGUAUCUGCUGAGCCGCUCCAUGCGUGAGCAUCCGGCGCUGCGGAGCCUGCGGCUGCUGACUCUGGAGCAGCCGCAGGGGAAUUCCAUGAUGACCUGUGAGCAGGCCCAGCUUUUGGCCAACCUGGCGCGGCUCAUUAAGGCCAAGAAGGCGCUGGACUUGGGCACUUUCACAGGCUACUCAGCCCUAGCAUUGGCUUUGGCGCUGCCCCCGGCCGGGCGCGUGGUGACCUGCGAGGUGAACCCGGGGCCCCCAGAGCUGGGGCGGCCCCUGUGGAGGCAGGCUGAGGAGGAGCACAAGAUCGAUCUUCGAUUGAAGCCCGCCCUGGAGACCCUGGGUGAGCACAGGAGUGGAAAGGGCCCACGCGCCAUUUCCCAAAUGGGGCCACCAGGGGCUUCCGGUCAUCGGGGCUUUCGGACUCAGCCGCAUCUGCCCCUCCCUUCCCCGCAAGACGAGCUCCUGGCUGCGGGCGAGGCCGGCACCUUCGACGUGGCAGUGAUGGACGCCGACAAAGACAACUGCACCGCCUACUACGAGCGGUGCUUGCAGCUGCUGAGACCCGGAGGCGUCCUCGCUGUCCUCAGUGUAAGGGAUAGAAUAGGGGAAGAAUCCUCUCGGGCUGAGUGUGUCUGUCGCCCUUGGCCCCUCCCUAUGCCACGCCCCCAAACGCCCCACCCAGUACUCAGGUCCUCUGGGGAGGAGAGGUGUUGCAGCCUCAGCCUCGGGACCCGCAGGCCCAGUUCGUGCGAAACCUGAAUGAGCGCAUCCUACGGGAUGCCAGGGUCCACAUCAGCCUCCUGCCCCUGGGCGACGGCCUCACUUUAGCCUUCAAGAUCUAAGGUUGGCACCUAGCUGUGGCCUCGAUGGAGGGGACCUGGGAACCCCAGCCAUCGACCCAGUUUUAAAUCUGUCAAUAAAGUGAGGUCUAGACGGGA
Pteropus alecto (black flying fox) is the source of this 2208-nucleotide messenger RNA. It is a transcript of the gene COMTD1, whose product is annotated as catechol-O-methyltransferase domain containing 1. Lineage: Eukaryota; Metazoa; Chordata; Mammalia; Chiroptera; Pteropodidae. Bases 1109 to 2029 code for a protein of 306 amino acids. Gene Ontology annotation, molecular function: S-adenosylmethionine-dependent methyltransferase activity; O-methyltransferase activity. The transcript has 7 exons. The record is from RefSeq and is a predicted model, not a curated record.